Messenger RNA from Monopterus albus (swamp eel), 1423 nucleotides. It is a transcript of the gene pkdc, whose product is annotated as protein kinase-like domain containing. The record is from RefSeq and is a predicted model, not a curated record. The transcript is spliced from 3 exons. NCBI's taxonomy places the organism in Eukaryota, Metazoa, Chordata, Actinopteri, Synbranchiformes, Synbranchidae. The coding region runs from base 261 to 1265 and encodes 334 amino acids.
AAUACUUCCUGUUAUCCGUUCAUUGAGAUACAUUUGACAUGAAAGAAAGGGUAAAGGAUAGCAUUUACAUUUUUUUAAAUAUCCGAGACAGUCUUAUUACGUAGUCAAAGCCUUAGAUUUCAGUUUUGUUGGCUUUUGUGUUACAUGCCAUUGUAAGAUCUCUGAAUGUGUGAUAAGGAAGGAAACAGCAGAGAUAUAGUCUGUUUUUGAAGUCUGGAUGCACAAGCUUGAUCAUUAAGUAAUAAGCAUUGAACUGGACAAUGAAACAAGAGUACCAGGAUCUUGUCCUGCAGGCGUGUGGUGCCUCAUCUCUGCGUGUUGGUGCAAAGAUCCAGAGCCUGUGGAGUGAUUAUGGGGAGAUAGUCAGACUGCACCUGGAGGGCUGCGACCGACCCUCUGUUGUUGUCAAACAUGUCAAAUUUCCAGAAGAGGCAGAGCACCCUGGCGGUUGGAACACAGAUCGCUCCCACAGGCGUAAAGUGAGAUCUUAUCAGGUGGAGACACACUGGUACCAGAACUAUUCCACCAAUCAGAGCUGCCGCAUCCCUGCCUGCCUGGCUGCCUGUUCCUAUGGAGAUGAGAUGCUCAUUGUGCUGGAGGAUCUGGAUGUGGCCGGUUACGAUCAGAGAAGGACUAGUGUGAAGGAUAGGGAGAUAAGGACUUGCAUCAGCUGGCUUGCCCACUUCCAUGCUCUGUUCCUGGGUGUGACACCAGAGGGCCUGUGGCCUGUUGGUACUUACUGGCACCUGGAGACCCGGCCAGAUGAGCUGGAGGCCAUGGAUGAUGCAGAUCUAAAAGCAGCAGCUGGUGACAUUGACAGGAUGCUCAACGAAUGCUGCUUUAAGACCAUCGUGCAUGGAGACGCCAAGUUAGCCAACUUCUGUUUUUCCCGGACUGAUCAGGAUGUGGCAGCUGUAGACUUUCAGUAUGUCGGCGGGGGCUGUGGGAUGAAAGAUGUUGUGUAUUUUCUAGACAGCUGCAUGGAGGAGAAGGAGUGUGAAAAGAGGGUUCCUGGCCUACUGGACUACUAUUUCACAGAAUUAAAAUUAUCUGUGAAAAAAGAUGUGGACUUUGCCGCCCUAGAGAAAGAGUGGAGGGAGAUGUUUGCAUUUGCCUGGACAGACUUCCAUCGUUUUCUGCUGGGAUGGAUGCCUGGACACUGGAAAAUCAAUCGCUACUCUAAACAACUGACUAAGGAGGUUCUGCACAAACUGAAACUGAAAUCAGAACCAAAAACUUCUAACUUCAGACAACUAGAGAAGUGAGUGUAUGGCUGAAAGGUGGUCCACUUGAACCUGCAUGUGUAUAUGGAAAAAUGACUUGCCCACAAACACUCAGUUAAAUCCUUUCCUCAGCAGUGUACAGUGUACAGUGAAGCAUGCUUACAUAUCAAACCAUUCCUGAAUAAAUAAAGGUUUUUGAA